UGCAGGUUACAGAUUUCAGGAGCUUGGAGGUGACAUGUGGCUCCUAACAGCUCUGCUCUUUUGGGCUCCAGUUGGCGGCCAAGUGGUCAACAUCACAAAGGCAGUAAUCACUUUACAGCCUCCAUGGGUCAGUGUUUUCCAAGAGGAAAAUGUUACUUUAUGGUGUGAGGGGCUCCAUCUGCCUGGGGACAGUUCCACACAGUGGUUUAUCAACAGCACAGUCGUUCAGACCUCAACUCCCAGAUAUAGCAUCUCUGAGGCCAGUUUCAACGAUAGUGGUGAAUACAGGUGCCAGACAGGUCUCUCAGAGCCAAGUGACCCUGUACAGCUGGAAAUCUCCAGUGAUUGGCUGCUACUCCAGGCCUCUAGUAGAGUCCUCACUGAAGGAGAACCUCUGAACUUAAGAUGUCACUCAUGGAGGAAUAAAUUGGUGUACAAUAUGCUUUUCUAUCGAAAUGGAAAGACCUUUAAGUUUUCUCCUCAAAGUUCUGAACUCACCAUUCUGAAAACCAACCUGAGCCACAGUGGCAUCUACCACUGCUCAGCCAUGGGAAUGCAUCGCUAUACAUCAGCAGGAGUGUCUAUCACUGUGAAAGAGCUAUUUGCAGCUCCGGUGCUGACAGCAUCCUUGUCACUGCCCUUCCUGGAGGGGAACCUGGUCACCCUGAGCUGUGAAACCAAGUUGCUGGUACAGAGGCCUGGCUUGAAGCUUUACUUCUCUUUCUAUAUGGGCAGCAAGAUCCUGGAGGGCAGGAACACAUCCUCAGAGUACCGGAUACCAAGUGCCAGAAGGGAAGAUUCUGGAUUAUAUUGGUGUGAGGCAGUCACAGAAGAUGGAAACGUCUUUAAGCGCAGCCCCAAUUUGGAGCUUCAAGUGGUUGGUCUCCAGUCAUCCGCUUCUGUCUGGUUUCACAUCCUUUUCUAUUUGUCAGUGGGAAUAAUAUUUUUGGUGGCUACUGUUCUCUGUGUAAAAAUACAUCAAAAACUGAAAAGAAAGAAAAGGUGGAAUUUGGAAAUUCCAUUGGUUUCUAAUCAUGGGAAGGAAGAAGCUUUCUGCUUUCAACUUAGAAGAGGUGAAGUGUCUGGAGAAAGAACAGCCACUAUAAGGCAGCCCUCACCAAAGAAAGCCCAGAAGUACAGCGUAGCUAGAGGUUGGCUGCAGACCUGGAUAGCCCUACCUCUUCCUUUCUGUGACAGCACGGGGACACAAACUUCCCAAAGUUGACUGACUAAGCUGUGGGUCCUAUGGUAUGCAACUCUGAAAUA
Molecule: messenger RNA, 1266 nt
Organism: Nannospalax galili (Upper Galilee mountains blind mole rat)
Lineage: Eukaryota; Metazoa; Chordata; Mammalia; Rodentia; Spalacidae
Product: high affinity immunoglobulin gamma Fc receptor I
Biological process (GO): regulation of immune response; cell surface receptor signaling pathway
Molecular function (GO): transmembrane signaling receptor activity
Source: RefSeq, a predicted model, not a curated record